This is a messenger RNA of Danio rerio (zebrafish), 2025 nucleotides long. The record is from RefSeq and is a predicted model, not a curated record. Lineage: Eukaryota; Metazoa; Chordata; Actinopteri; Cypriniformes; Danionidae.
UCGUGAACGCGCGGCAGUGUGGAGAGUGCGCGGAUGCUGAGAGUGUGUCCGCUCCAUUACUCCUGCAUUAAUAACCUCUGGUGAGAAGACGGAUUACUCUGUUUUAAUGUACUUUGUCUGUUUAUAACACCGGGACGCACUUGUUGGAGAUACUUGACGGCUGUUUGAAGAUGCGUUUGCAGACCGCGGCACAUUCUGGAUGUGUUUAGGGUACUGUGUCUGGUUCAGUGUGGGAGAAAAGCCGACAGUUCCAGAGCCGCAGAUCCAAAGCCCCGUAGAGCCGCACAACCAGACCCGGCCAUGCUGAGCGGACACCUCCUGCACCCGGAGUACCUGCAGCCUCUGCCGGCCGCGCCCGUCAGCCCCAUCGAGCUGGAUGCCAAGAAGAGUCCUCUGGCUCUGCUGGCCCAGACCUGCUCUCAGAUCGGGAAGUCUGGUCCUCCUUCCCCGGGCAGAGACUGCAGAACCAGCCCCCUGAAGAUCUGCCAGAUCGGAGCCGAAGACAGAUCCAGCUUCCAGCCGUACUGUAAAUCCCCGGAGAGCAGAGACUCCAGCGCGGAGAAGAGCGGUGCUCGGGCCGGGAGCGCCAUCUGCAGGCCGGACACCCCGCGCUCCGGCACCGGCAGCCCGAGCUCCAGCAGCGGAAGCGGCCGAGCAGAGGCUCCGCGGGCAGGCAGAAGGAGCAGUGAUACCCGCCGGAGCUCCAGCCCGGAGAAACCCGACAGCACCGCGGACUCCAGCAAAGCGCAGGAGGUGUGCAGACCCGAGGGCUCGGUGUUGGCAUCAUCAUCCUCAUCUUCAUCAGUAGCGUCUCCCGUUUCUCCGUUCAGAUCCGCUCCUCCAGUGUUCCCGGUGUAUCCGUCAGCGUACGCAGCGUUCGCUCAGCCCUCGGUGGUCAGCAGUAAACCCAGCGCAGCGUCAGUGUUCUGCAGAGACCCGUUCUGCUUCAGCUUCUGCAGAGCGGACCCCUCGUACCCGCUGAUGUACGCCCGCCCGCCGCUGCGCCCGCUGUACCCGCUGUACCCGCUGCUGUCCGCCGAUCCGCAGGCCUGCAGCGGAGUGUGUGUGGACGGAGCCUGCGGGAAACACUCCUCAUCCUCAGAGGAGCUGCUGCUGCAUCUGCAGACUCACCCGGCGCUGGAGAAACUGCGGUACGGCGGAGCAGGGGGCGCUCCACAUGCCCCGCCGGCCCUCAGGAACACACAUCCCGCACUCGGGGCCCGAUUCCACCCCUAUAAGAGCCCUUUCUACCCUCCGUACACUCUGUCCAGUGCGCUGGGGUACCAGUGACGCUUCACUCCUCAUCUCAGGACUAUAUUUAUUACUGUGAGCUUUAAAAGCGGAUUAAAGGGUCAGUUCACGCAACAAUUACAGCGUACUCACUGUUUACUCUCACUCAAGUGUUAACUUGCUUUAAAGGGGACUGCUCAUCUGUGCUUCAUCUAGAAUGCUCUGAGUCUAUGCUGACAUCAUCUUCAGCAGCUCAAACACUCUAAUGGCUAAUGGACAGACGGCUGCUUCUCACUCAGGCCUGCUGGACAUGCUAAUGAGAUGGAGACUAGUGGGCGGGGCUUUCCCCUCUGAUGACACGUACAAAGAGAGAAUGCCAAUCAAACACAAAAGUAGAUGAUCUGAAAAAUGUGAAAACCUGUAACCAUUGAUGUCUAUUGUAUGAAUAUACUACUGAAGUCAAUGGUUACUGUUUCCCAGCGUUAUUCAGAGCAUCUUCAUUAGUGUUCAGCAGAAUAAAGAAACUCUUAAAGGUCUGGAAACACCUGAGAGACAGUAAAUAAGAGCACAUCUGUAUUUGUCCGUGAAGUCUCCCUUUAGAUCAGACUCUUCCUGGCUUUAUCUGUGAGGGUGAUUAUUGUGAAACACACACUGUGUAAAGUCUUGUAGUCAAGCUCUGCAUGUCUGUUUUUACAUGUACUGGAAUUAUACAUGGAGGUUUGUGUGAAGAGCUGUUUAUACUGCGCCAUUCUCAGGGAACAACACUUAAAGCAAUUAAAGGAGGAAUCAUCCUGA